Messenger RNA from Patella vulgata (common limpet), 2317 nucleotides. RefSeq names its product zinc finger protein 771. Bases 182 to 1654 code for a protein of 490 amino acids. Lineage: Eukaryota; Metazoa; Mollusca; Gastropoda; Patellidae. The transcript has a single exon. The record is from RefSeq and is a predicted model, not a curated record.
UUUCCGCUUAUUUGAGGAAUUGAAACGCUCAAUACGACAAACUGACAAAAAGAAAAUUAGUUUGUUGGCUUCAGAAAACAUUGGUGUAGCAAAUUAUUUAAUACCUUAUAUAUUUCUUCCAUUGCGGGUUGUUACAAAACUCUCCGCAGGUAGACUGUAAGAAAAUCCAUCGUUCGCAAGAAUGGCAACGUCAACAAGAUCGACAAAUCAGAAAUCGCGGUUAGACACUGAGCGGAGUCAUUUCUUGGCGGGCCUUGGCUUGGCUGCGAAGAAAGACAUAAAUAAUGAGAAAAAUACAGCUCGUGACAACGAUCAAAACACUAGCAAAGCUGCUAAAAUAGUACUUAAAAAGAAUUUACCUGACACAGAAAAGAAGAUCACAAAGAAAGCUAACAAUCCUACCAAGAAAGUUUUGAGAAGGAAAAAAAGAGGUCCAACUCCAAAGAAAGAUGCCUCUUUAAAACGAUCAGUUGCUGACUACAACGUGGAUCUUCAAGAAGCAGAUGAUGACGAAGAAGAAACAACUGGAAGAAGUAGGCCUAAACGUCCAGCAAGAAACAUCAAAAGACCAUCAAAAUAUGCAGAAGAUAGUGAUCCAAAAGAUGUAGUAGAAGAUAGUGAUCCAAAAUCUUCAUAUCGUAAGGAAAUAGUUAAUGAAGAACAUGCAAGUUCUGAUACAGAAGAUGUCACCAAAGAAAAUGGGGCUGAGGAAAAUACAGAAACCAGUCAGAAGAGUGAAGAUUCAGCUGCUGAUCCUAUGCCUGCCAGAAAAGGUCGCAAAAAGAAGGAAACAAAACAGAUUUUGAAGACCGAUAAAAAUGAGAAAAGUUCUAAACUAAAUGUCACAUUAACUCCGAAAGAAAAGGCAAAAGAAAAGAAAGAAGAAUGCGUAUGUAGAGUAUGUCACAAGCACUUUAAGAAUAACUAUCUGUUGGGUAAUCAUAUUCGAACGCAUACAGGAGAAAGGCCAUUUCAGUGCUCACAAUGUGGCCAGUCGUUCACCAUGAAAUCAAUCCUAGCUUCUCAUGUCAUAAUCCACUCCGCAGAACGACCUUUCCCGUGUACCCAAUGCAAUUGGACAUUUAAAAGUGAAAAGCGGUUGAGAGACCACAUGCGCGUGCAUACCCCAGUGAAACCACACGCUUGUGAACAGUGUGGACAGAGAUUCAAAAUAAAAAGGAACUUAAUCUGCCACCAGAUGAUGCACCAGGGUGUAAAACCCUAUAAAUGCGAUCAGUGCGAUUACGCCUCGACGAGAAAGAGUUGUGUGAUUAAUCAUAAAUGGACACAUCUGCCUGUUAAACGUUUCAGUUGCAAAGAGGCUGGUUGCGAUAAAACAUUUUCACAGAAGGGUAAAUUUAUUGUUCAUAUGAAUCAGCACCGAAAUAUUAAACCUUAUGCAUGCACCACCUGUGACAAAGAGUUUUUUCGACAAGAUAAUCUGAAGAUCCAUAUGCGUCAGCAUACAGCUGUAAAAUCCUAUAGCUGCGAACCUUGUCGAAAAAUCUUCAGUUCCCUCCCACAUUUUAAAGCCCACGUAAAGACCGUGCAUAUUGACGGGCGGAUAUCAUUGACUCGUGAAACUAAUACCUGGGACGAAGUUCCGAUGAAACCUAAUAUGGUUUCUGUCCAAGUCAUGACAAACUUUUCCUAAAUCGCAGGAGUCGUGGUGUGAAAAAAAAUAAAACAAUUUGAUCAAUAUUAACUUUUUUGUCAAGAUUAUUAAUGAAGGGAGUCAAUGUUCUAUUUCCAUAUUUUUCUUUAUUAUUAAAAUGGAUGAAGGUUUAGUCCAGUGAUUGUUCAUGACGAGUCGAGGAGUAAAUUGUGUAGGUUAUAUCUGAAUUGUGGACUACAGGUACAGUGUACAAUGUCAGUAAUAUGAACUGCUGUCAAAAGAAAUGUAGAAGGAAUUACUGUUCUUAGUUCUAGAGCUGCCUACUUGUGAAGAGUGGAUUUCCUUCCUCUGUACAGUUCAUAAUCUUGAAUGAGGAAGUUAUAAAUUACAUGUAUAUAACCCAUACUAUAUUACAUACAUGUAGUAUAAAUAGGGUCCCAUAUAAAUACAUGUAUAAAGGAACUUUUACAGUCUUUAUUUAAAUCUAUGAGUUUACUCUGUGGGUGUUAGACAUUGCGACGAGACGUCAUGGUUUCAGUUGCUUCAAAGAACUGUUUACUCCCUUCAUAAUGGAUAUGUUUACACUUUGUAUUAAAUCACGUUAUUUUCCUAUAUAAAAUUAGAAAUUGGUACUUUUAAUUGAACUAAUAUACAUGUACAUAUAGUAGAUAAUUGUAACAUUAGUUGAUAUUAAAAUACUUU